This is a messenger RNA of Cylicocyclus nassatus, 1149 nucleotides long. NCBI's taxonomy places the organism in Eukaryota, Metazoa, Nematoda, Chromadorea, Rhabditida, Strongylidae. The record is from the annotation of a GenBank genome assembly.
AUGGUUCAUGCCGUCUCAACAAUAGGUGGUCGGGUUUUAGAUCCUCGCUUUGCUGAAGUUGAGGAUGUAUUCAGAGAAAAUUUCGCAAUGGGACUGGAGGCAGCAGGAGCCAGUUUUGCAGCUUACCACAAUGGUGAACUCGUGAUAGACUUAUGGGGAGGUCUAGCUAACCGAGAUAGUGGUGAACCUUGGACAGAAGACACAAUGUCAGUACUUUUCUCAACUACAAAGAGUUUAUCUGCUACAGUAUUGGCCACCAUCAUGGAUCAAGAAGGAAUCUCCUAUGAUCGGAAGGUAGCAGAUUUCUGGCCAGAAUUUGCUCAAAAUGGAAAGGAGAAUAUUACUAUUCAAAAUGUCGUAUUGCAUCAGGCUGGUCUACCGUAUACCAACCAAAUGGUAAGCAGAGAAAAUUUUUCCGAUAGGCGAUGGAUGAGCUCCUACUUUGAACGAGCUACACCGGUCUGGAAACCAGGGCAACAACAAGGUUACCACGCUUUAACCUUUGGCAUCCUCGUAGAUCAAAUUGUGCAACGAAUUGAUUCGAAGAAGCGAAGUCUCAAUGACAUUUUCAAGGACCUGACGCAAAAAUACGACAUCCAAGACCUAUCUAUUGGCCUAAAAUCUGCCCAAGACAACGAACGUGUCGCCCUCACGCAGUAUCCGGGUGAAAUGCAGAUCGAAGCUGAAGGACGACGGGAUCCCGAAGCGUUGCGACGAUGGAAUGCCGGAGAAAAUGAACACAAUAAGCGCCUUUACGAAACAUGGCCCUGGAUCAACACCGACGACUACAACAUCCUCGAAAAUCGAUUGCUACCGAUGCCAUCGAAUAUGGGCAUAGGAACCGCAAGAUCACUGGCGCAGUUCCAUUCUCUUCUGGCUGAACGCAAACUUCUGAGCGAUGGAUUUUACAAACAUUUCGAGCAGCCCGUUUUGGAAAAUGGUUAUGACUGUGUGCUAGGCUAUGAGGAGAGCAAGGGAUUCGGCUUCCAGUUCACAAAAAAUCCGAAGGCGGGAUUAGAAAGUUUUUUUUUGGUUAUUUGGUAUCUCGCUCCCGAAAAUUCUAUAUUAGAUUUUGCUGGAAAGUUUUCGGUAAAGUUAUCUUCAGUAGUGCUGGUAGAUCCUUUGAUAACGUUACUAGACAAGUUUUGA